AUGGGUCUGUAUACGAAGCUUGCUGACGAUAUCGAUGAAGUCGAUGUCAUCAUCGCCGGAGGCGGAACCGCCGCCUGCGUCGUGGCUGGACGUCUAGCAGAAGCCGACCCAAACCUCUCGAUCCUCGUCAUCGAAGGAGGCCCGGACAACCGAGGCAUCCAGAACAUCGAGAAUCCCGUCUUCUAUCCUGAUCAUUUGCUACCCACUAGCAAGGCAACCAUCUUCUACAAAGCAAACAAGGCAGAACAGCUAGCCGGCCGAGAAUGCAUUGUUCCCUCAGGCGGCGUGCUGGGUGGAGGUUCAUCCAUCAAUUUCCUCAUGUACACCCGCGCCCAACGAUCUGACUUUGACUCGUGGAACACGCCCGGAUGGUCGGGAGAUGAAAUGCUUCCAUUCUUGAAGAAGUUCGAGACGUACCACGGCAAAGGCAACCCAGAGCUUCACGGGUUCGACGGUCCAAUCCACGUCAGCGACGGCACCUUUCGCAACACAAAAGUCGAAGACGACGUCCUCCAGGCUGCGGCGGCCGUUGGAUGGCCCGAGAUCAAGGACCUCCAGGACCUGGACAGCAACAAUGGCUUCGAGCGCUGGUUGCGUUACAUCUCGCCCGAUGGCAAACGACAGGACACUGCAAGGAAGUAUCUGCAUGACAAGCUCGAAGGGAACAAGUACUCAAACCUUCACAUUCUCGUCGAGUCAAAGGUUGUUCGAGUCUUGCUGGAUGACCAGAAGCGAGCUAUUGGUGUUGAAUACACCCCCAAUCCGUCGUUCCAACUCCAACUUGCUGCCACCCAACAUCCGAAGCGCACCGUCAAGGCUCGCAAGCUAGUGGUUGUCUCAUGCGGUGCCUGUGGCACACCCUCUGUCCUCGAGAGAUCAGGUGUCGGUGACCCCAAGAUCCUCAAGAGAGCGGGCAUCCCUGUUCUUGUCGAUCUGCCUGGCGUAGGCUACGAAUAUGAGGAUCACAACAUCAUCCUCUACCCGUACAGGACAGGUCUUGAGUCACACGAGACUGCUGAUUGGAUCUUCAGAGAUUCAGAACAACGACAAGCGCUAGUUGACUCAAACCAUCCACAGAUUGGUUGGAACACAGUCGAACUCUCAUCCAAGUUGCGACCUACCGAGGCCCAGGUCGAUGAGCUUGGACCCGAGUUCCGAGCUGCGUGGAACAAAGACUUCAAGCAUGUUCCAAACCGUCCACUGAUGCUUACGGCUGUCAUUUCCGCUUUCUAUGGCGAUCUUGCAACUGUUCCCAUGGGACAAUACAUGACCAUCGCCAACUACACUGCGUAUCCCUACUCUCGAGGGCAUCUCCACAUCACUGGGCCUGAGAUUACUGAUCCGCUUGACUUCAACGUGGGUUUCCUCACAGACAAGGGUGACAUUGAUCUCAAGAAGCAACUGUGGGCUUAUAAAAGAUCCCGUGAGAUUAUGCGACGAACCGAAUUAUAUCGCGGCGAGAUUCCUGCUGGCCAUCCAACCUUUCCUCCUGGAUCUAAGGCGGUUUGUGUCGAUCUAAGCGAGAGAUUGGAAAAUGUCAAGGACAUAGAGUAUUCUGCAGAAGAUGAUAAGGCCAUCGAGCAGUUCAUCCGCGAGCGGGUUGAAACAACAUGGCACUCGAUCGGCACAGCCAAGAUGGCCCCUCGUGAGAGGUUUGGUGUCGUGGACAAGGACUUGAACGUCUGGGGGACAAAGGGUCUCAAGCUCGCUGACUUGAGCAUUCCGCCGAUGAACGUCGGAGCGAACACGAACAACACGGCUAUCGUGAUCGGUGAGAAGGCUGCGGAUAUCAUCAUCAAGGAGCUAGGGCUUGGCAGCAAGGGAGCAAAAUUGUAG
This is a messenger RNA of Fusarium keratoplasticum, 1836 nucleotides long. RefSeq names its product GMC-OxRdtase-N domain-containing protein. The record is from RefSeq and is a predicted model, not a curated record. Gene Ontology annotation, molecular function: flavin adenine dinucleotide binding; oxidoreductase activity, acting on CH-OH group of donors. The coding region runs from base 1 to 1836 and encodes 611 amino acids. The transcript is spliced from 4 exons. Lineage: Eukaryota; Fungi; Ascomycota; Sordariomycetes; Hypocreales; Nectriaceae.